CUCAAAAACCAGCAUCAAAGUUCCCAAACAAAUCACCAAAAAAAAAUGGUAACUAUUCCAGAGUUAAUGAUAAGCUCUUCCGAAGGUGCCCGGCCUUGUCCAGUGAUUGCAAUGGGCACAUCAUCGGAAUCAGGCAUCGCAGGGAAGGAAGCAGUGUCACCAUCGACUCUAGUUGAAGCCAUUAAGAUGGGUUAUCGUCACUUUGACACUGCAGCACUAUACCGAAGUGAGAAACCCGUCGGGGAUGCCAUUGCAGAAGCUCUAAGAUUGGGACUUAUAAAGUCUCGAUCGGAGAUUUUUGUUACGACCAAGCUGUGGUGUAAUUCCGCUGAUCGCCAUCUUGUUUUACCGGCUAUCAAGCAGAGCCUCAAGAAACUAGGACUGGAGUAUGUAGAUUUGUAUCUUAUACAUUGGCCUUUUAAGCUGAUCCAAGACGAUAUGAAACUCCCGAUUCCAAACGAGUGCAUAGCCAGUAUCGAUAUAAAAGCAGUAUGGGAAAGCAUGGAGGAGUGUCAAAAUCUUGGACUCACCAAAUCAAUUGGUGUCAGCAAUUUCUCUUCUAAAAGGAUCAAAGAAAUUCUUUCGUUUGCCAAAAUCCCACCAGCUGUCAACCAGGUUGAGAUGAAUGCACUUUGGCAACAGAAAAAACUCAACGAAUUUUGCAAAGAGAAUGGCAUUGUUGUAACUGCUUACUCCCCAUUAGGUGCAGCUGGCAAUAGUGCAUGGGGAGAUAACCAUGUCAUGGAGUGUGAUGUUCUUCAAGAUAUUGCCAAGUCCAAAGGGAAGACAGUGGCUCAGAUUUCUUUACGAUGGUUAUAUGAGCAAGGUGUAAUUAUAGCAGUAAAGAGCUUCAACCCAGAAAGGAUGAGGCUGAACCUUGACAUCUUUGACUGGUGUUUGACUGAGGAGGAAUUGGGUAAAAUUGCCCAAAUUCCUCAGCGCAAGCUUGUUUAUCUAAUCGGAUCACUAAUGACUACCGAGCAUAACGAUUUAUUGGCUGAGAUCGAUGCAGACAUUGAUUGAAGAAAUAAUUUGAUCAGUUGAAGAUUAUGUUAUGAAUACUUAAUACGAUUUGAUGUUGCCAGUUUGGGAGUAUGCUUAUCUAUAAAUUGCUUAUGCAGGCUACAACAAUUUGAA
Helianthus annuus (common sunflower) is the source of this 1137-nucleotide messenger RNA. Its product is annotated as D-galacturonate reductase. NCBI's taxonomy places the organism in Eukaryota, Viridiplantae, Streptophyta, Magnoliopsida, Asterales, Asteraceae. The transcript is spliced from 4 exons. The record is from RefSeq and is a predicted model, not a curated record. Gene Ontology annotation, cellular component: cytosol. Gene Ontology annotation, molecular function: aldose reductase (NADPH) activity. The coding region runs from base 46 to 1023 and encodes 325 amino acids.